UUGACAUGUUUGGCUGGCUAUGAAAAAAAAUGAUCCUGAAAGUAAACUUGGCAUGACGCUCUUCUAAGGAAUUUCAGACACUGGUCGCUGUAUUUUAGUGUGCCAGAAUAACCUUUUGUCAACUCCUGACAUCCGUCUGGUAUGCCAUAGAAGGGUCGAGUUUUCAACUAAGAUACCUUUGAUCAUCUUGUCUGGAAAGAAUUCGUCUGAAAUAAAACGCCAAAAUGAAUUCGGACGAGACUACCGUCACGUCUACAACUCGAGUGGUUCGCCCGUUCAAAGUCAUCGCAAUUGUUCUCAUUGCAAUAUGCAUUGUGGUGAUGAUUUUGGUUUUAGGGAACUCGACAUGGAUCACCGCAACAGGAUUUUAUCAAGGUCUGUGGCAGGAAUGUUACAAUGGGAGCCGUGUUAUUGCAUCUACAGCCGCUCCAGCAGUAGUUGCCGCGACUCAAUCACCCUCUAAGAUUGUCUGCCAUCCAUCACCUUCAUCAGCUUGGAUUGCUGCGUGCCAAGCCAUGGUCAUUCUUGCGCUGCUCCUUACUAUCGUCAGCUUCGUCUUGGCCGUCGUCGCACUCUGCAAGGGGAAACUCUACGCCAACUUCUACAAACUUGGUGGAGUCCUGCUGUUCCUGGCAGCGGUCUUCAUGUUGGUGUCCCUCGCCGUUUUCCCAGCCAUGUCGAUCAAAGAGCCUGUGGUCAUAGGCAGAGAGAACUGGCUCCUUGCCUGGGGCUACGGCCUCGGCUGGGGAGCCUUCCUCCUCCAGGUAGCGGCCGGAAUACUCCUGCUCUUUGCGCCCGACAGACAAGAGAUUUAUUACAGCGAGAAGACGUACUACCAGUGAAAUGACAAAGUACAGCGGUGAAAGUAUAACCCCAAAUAUUUUCAUGUAUUUUUUUUUUAAAACUCUGUACUAACAGUUUCAUGCCAAUAGUUUUUAAACAAGUGUUGUGGUUUAAGCCUGGUUCAUACUUCCUGGGAAUGCGAUAUAAAAUUUUGGCGUCACAAAUUCGCAACAAAAAAUUUGCAACAGUUCUGCGAAAUAUUCCCUGCGAAAACGGCCGUGUGACUUCAGUAUUCACUUUGCAUUUGCAGGAAGUAUGAACCAGGCUUUACUUUGCUUGGAGAUUUUACAGCCAAUAGCAUUAGAAGAGUUCCGUUUCUUUUUUUGUUUUUGAUAGAAUGGUUUUAUCAUAAUUGCUGUUUAUUUUGUGAAUUUCCCGAACUUGCCAAGAGUUUAUGACAAGCUCAGCAGCUAAUGCUUUUAUGAUAUGCACUCUCUUUACACCCUUUCCACAGUUUUUCUGGGUGCUCAUUUUGGAAUUUUUACAGUGACUUGUUCUUGGUACACUAGAUGUGAUAAUUGGGGUGUUGUGGCCGAGCGGAUAAGAGCACCAAACUCAAGCUCUGCUGUUUCUGAUUAGCAGAGUGUGGGUGGGAU
This is a messenger RNA of Asterias rubens (European starfish), 1439 nucleotides long. Its product is annotated as transmembrane protein 47-like. Gene Ontology annotation, cellular component: membrane; cell-cell junction. The coding region runs from base 225 to 842 and encodes 205 amino acids. Lineage: Eukaryota; Metazoa; Echinodermata; Asteroidea; Forcipulatida; Asteriidae. Gene Ontology annotation, biological process: cell-cell adhesion. The transcript is spliced from 4 exons. The record is from RefSeq and is a predicted model, not a curated record.